Messenger RNA from Magnolia sinica, 1398 nucleotides. RefSeq names its product remorin 4.1-like. Bases 146 to 922 code for a protein of 258 amino acids. The transcript is spliced from 2 exons. The record is from RefSeq and is a predicted model, not a curated record. NCBI's taxonomy places the organism in Eukaryota, Viridiplantae, Streptophyta, Magnoliopsida, Magnoliales, Magnoliaceae.
UGACUCAAUUCCUCCAAUCUCCCAACUAUAACUAUGUCUUAUACAACGGGUGUAACUUGUAAGUAAAAACCUUCCCUUUGUUCACUUCCAUUGGUUCCAUUGUGCUACUCCGGUCUUGUUGAUACUUGAUACACUAUAUCUUGGCAUGUUGCAUGAUCAUGUGGCUGGUCAUGGAGAAGGAACAAAUGAUGAUGAUGAUGUUAGGGACAUCCACGCCGUGACCCCGCCACCACCACCCCGGCCUCCGCCGCCUCCGCCACCGAUGUCCGUUCUAUCCAGGAGAAGAGAGGCCUGGGAGACUAGUAGCCACUUAUCAUCAAAUCUGUCUACAACCGCUGGAUUUUCGAUUGGGGAUUCCACUGCGAUGAGUAGAGAAUUUGGUGCAAUGGUACUAGCUGGGCCGGUGACAGAGAACGGUAGCGAUGAGUCCAAUCUGGCGAGGAUCGGGGAGGAGCCGGAGGAAAUGAAUCCGCUCGCGAUCGUCCCGGACACCCCACAAGUGGACCACAUCCCAUCAACGGGCCAUCUGAGUGGGCCAUCGACGAACAACAGCAUGGAGGAGGUGUCGAUGCAUAGUGUGAAGAAGGAGGAGAUUGAAUCGAAGAUCAUGGCUUGGCAGACGGCUAAGAUCUCUAAGGUGAACAAUAAGUUCAGAAGGGAGGAUUCCAUCAUCAACGGUUGGGAGAGCGAAGAGGUCCAGAAAGCGUCUAGUUGGAUGAAGAAAGUUGAGAGGAAGCUGGAUGAAAAGAGAGCCAAAGCCCAAGAGAAAAUGCAAAAUAAGGUGGCGAAAGCUCACCAGAAGGCUGAGGAGAAGAGGGCAUCUGCGGAGUCUAAGAGAGGAAUGCAAGUGGCUAAGAUCCUUGAACUAGCAAAUGUGAUGAGGGUUGUGGGCAGAGAUCCAUCCAAACGCUCCUUCUUCUAACCACCUAACCAUGCUCACCCCCUUGGGUGCAAUACUUCACCUUUGGACUUCUGAAGUGUGGCACACCAUGUAAAUGUGUUUUGGAUUGUGUUGUAGGUGGAUGAUUUUGAACACUUAGAUGGGCUUGUUUAGCUUGCUUACAGUAUUUAAUUGGAUGGCUUAUUAUUAUUAUUUUUGUUGUGGUUGGACCCGUGACCACAGAUUGCAAAAUGGGCAUCGCACCCAGUUGAGCAAUGGGUUCAAUCCGUUUGAAUAGAUUAGGCUGUGUUUUCUUUGGACUUCUCUUUUUUGCAUUGGAGUCCCAGCUCCCAACUUUGACUCAUGGGGCUGUUUUUUCGGGGAUAGAACUGGUCUUCAUCCUCGCGUGUUCGGUAGUUUUGGUUGAUUUUGUGUUGUGGGAGUAUGGUUUAUGUCCCCUCCCUUUAGUUGUACAUUUCUGUUUAUUUAAUAAAUUUUAGUUGGUGCUCCUGGAAGAA